AUGCACGACAUAAAAGAUGAUGAAAGGGCGCAUGCACAGUUGAUUGAACAGUUCAUUAAAAUCACAAACGCAGCUCACUCGUAUGCUCGUCACUUUCUUGAAGAAAACGAAUGGGAUGUUGGGGUGUCGGUUUUGCAAUAUAAUCGAUGGAGCAAAAAGAGUGAAGAGCCAGCAUCAGUCUCACCGUCAACCUCAAAUGGUAAAGUGGAGGAGCCGUCGAACAGCGAAAAUGGCGAUCCGGAACAACAGAGGAAGUGGUACUGGAAUAAUAUGUCGAAGCAUUUUGAGAUGCCAUCAUGCGCUCUUGUUUUACCGAAUCUUAACGCAGAAUCGGAUGAGUUCAGGCAGUUUUUGGAAAAUGGUCUUAUCGAAACGACCAUCUUGAAAAAACUUGAGCAUUCGGGACAUCUAAAUUGGUGGUGGCUGAAUGGUUGUGGGCAACGUUUGUGGCCUUUGUGCACAUCAGGUGAUGGAAAUUGCCUUUUACACGCGGCAUCACUUGGGUUAUGGGGACAUCAUGAUCGAUAUCUGACGCUGAGGAAAACUCUACAUGAAAUGAUAACAGAAGGUAGUAGACGGCACACUUUGUAUAGGCGCUGGCGAUUCGCUGAAAGUAAAGCGAAUCAAGCGUCUGGUUUAACGUUAACCGAUGAAGAAUGGCAGAAAGAGUGGAAGAUCUUAUUGAAUGCUGCAUCUACUACGCCUAGAAAAACGGGCGGACAACGGUUAAUUUCACUGAUAUUCAUGAUCAGAUUCAAUCCGAAUCCUCGAAUAGAUGAUAUACAGACAACAACAUCAAAAAGCGAAGAGGAAAAUGUAAGCAUAAGUACCGAGGAGUAUUAUGCAAGCUUAGAAACGAUACAUGUUUUCGCACUUGCACAUGUGCUGAAACGUUCGAUUAUUGUCGUAUCCGAUACUGUGCUUCGAAAUGCAAACGGUGAAGAGUUGGCGCCGAUCCCGUUCGGUGGUAUUUACUUGCCUUUAGAGUGCCCAUCUGAACAGUGCAUACGAUCACCACUGGUUCUUUGUUACGAUUCUGCACAUUUUUCUCCGCUUGUUUCGAUGCGAACUGCACCAGACAACCCUUUGUUACCAAUAAUGCCAAUUGUUGAUAAAGAUCGCAACCUUCUUCCCGUGCAUUUUUGCGUUGAUCCAGGCCCAGAUUUCACAUGGUGGAAAGACGCAGAAGACGAUCAGAUGGCAUCUCGUAUUGAACUGAGCGAAGCUGAUCGUUUAUCACUAAUUUGUGAAUAUAUGGAUGUCACCAAAAUUGAGAUUCGUCGUGGUUCGCAUCAUUGGACUGUUGGCGCGCGUCAUCUAAACAAUAAUAGCAAUAAUAAUAGUAGUUUCGGUAGCGGAAAUGAGAGGAACAAAUCAAUUACAUUGGCUUGCGGGGGCGAUUUAGCCAAAAAACAUCAUUCGUCGAGAAUUAUUUACGAAAUAGCACAACAGAUUAGAAAAACAUUCAGGAGUUCAUCGAAACGAAAGAACAAAAAUAAAAGAAAUUAUGAAACGAUAAGUGCUGCAGAUUUGCUUUUUUCGCAUAUCAUAUUAGCAGCACACUUGGAUAGCGAGGUGCAUGAAUCUGUAAAACUGAUGCUUGAUAGCUAUAUUAGUAGUGCGAAAGAACGCUUCGAAAAAGUUAAAGACAUACCUUCCUCAGCGGUGCCGAAACAACGCAAUCGAAUAUCUCGUUCAUUUAGCACUUCGUCAUUACGCAUCAAAUGCAUUAAUUCGGAUUGUGAAAAGACCGCAUCACAAUCAACGAAUUUUCUCUGUAGUGAUUGUUUUGAAUAUCAGAAACAAUUCAUGGCUUCUUUUGGUACACGACCAGGCCAGCUGCGUUCAUUACGCUCUGCUACAGCAAUUGAUCGCGACGAGAAUAAUACUAUAAACAUCGCGUACAGCGAUGGGGCAGAUGCAGCUGCCUAUGAAAAGAGACAACGAAAUAGAUGUCGUUCGGUUAAAUCCAACACGAUGCCGUUAUUAUCAAGCAAUAAUGAUAACAAUGUUAAUAGCAACAAUGAUAAUAAUAAUAUCAAUAUCAGUGAUAUUAAUGUUCGUAAUCAACAUUACGAAUCGAAAUGUAAUGAAACGCCACGUCAUAUCGUACAUACGGUUGCAGUUCAUAAUGCUCAACAUCCCUCACAAUCAAUUACCACGAAAGUAUCAUCAAUUAAGGGUGCAAAUGGUGUCACGCAUUAUUACGUGACAUCAACAUGA
This is a messenger RNA of Anisakis simplex (herring worm), 2223 nucleotides long. Lineage: Eukaryota; Metazoa; Nematoda; Chromadorea; Rhabditida; Anisakidae. The record is from the annotation of a GenBank genome assembly.